Molecule: messenger RNA, 1782 nt
Organism: Mucor velutinosus
Lineage: Eukaryota; Fungi; Mucoromycota; Mucoromycetes; Mucorales; Mucoraceae
Exons: 4
Coding region: 1-1782 (593 amino acids)
Source: RefSeq, a predicted model, not a curated record
AUGCUCAGCACAACAACAAAAUCGUCGCAACAACAAAAUCAAACGCAAAGAAAGAAGAAGAAGCAAUAUCAACAAGGUGAUAAAAUAUUGAGCAGCUCGUCGCCAACAUGGCUCCUGAGCUGGUUUUCACAACUGACAAAGCCAAACUUGAAAUCAUCUUCAUCGUCCUCACACUCGUCGAUAUCGACAACACCAAGCGUCAUUUUGCCAUGGAAGAACAACCACAAAGCAUCGCCUUCGUCAUCAGUCGUGAUAACAGAUCCCAUUAAUGUCCCUACCAUCAAAUAUACCCCAUCGUCUGAACAUGUAAAUAGACCAGAAAAGCGAUCUUUUACGCAGCAACCACAACAGCAAGAUCAGCAUCGACCCAGCAUCACAAUCUCCUUAACACCAUCUGUUGUAUCAUCCGAAAGACGAAAUUCUCAACAAACAAUCAGUAGUUCAUUUACUACAUCUGAUGAUCAAUAUUCGACCACAGCCGCGUCAUAUUAUCAACGUCGUGAUAGCUCUGAGAGAUCUAUUCUAUCUGAACUAUGGUCCAAAGCAAGACGAAGGCACCCACAUUAUCCUCGUUUUCAUUGGCCGCAUCGACAUGCGCAAAGCCUAGGAAGCAGCCCUCAACAACAGCCACCAUAUAUGCGUGUUCAACCCUCAACAACCGAUGAUUCAAUAACAGCAGCACAAGCACAAGCAGCAGCAGCAGCAGCAGCAGCCAUCUCAUGCCCCUCCUCCUAUCGACAUCAACACUACUUUCCAAGACAUUUCAAGAGACACUCUAUCAGCUCACUUAUGACAUCUGCUGAUAACACACCUUCAGGAUCAAGGCCAAAUUCGGUCAUGCUGUCUCAGCCAACUUCGCCCAAUUUUGCAGCUCUACUCGUGAAACGGCAAAACGAAGAUGACGAUGUGGAUAAUUACUGGCUGUCGGACGAAGAUAGCUGCUCUUGCCAGGUAUUGAAAAAAGAGCGUUGGAUCAUCAAGCAUGAGUUGAUUACACUUGCUGUGGACGGGCUGUUUUCCAUCCCUGAAAUGGUUACACUAUCAUCCUCCAUCGAAAAGCAUGUGUUGCAGAUUGGGUGUGGCGAUGCUGCCUGGAGUAUCGAUGUCGCUAUUCAAUACCCCAAAUGGAUAGUGGUUGGCUUGGACGACGGAGAUGGCGGUGGCGGUAUCAAUGGGCUAUCGUUCAAAAGGAGUAUCCCCAGAAAUUUCAAAUUUAUACGACGAAGCUCUAUUCUGCAAGGCUUGAAAAACCUACCCGAUGGCACGUUUGAUUUCAUAGCAUUUCGCUUUCUGCUCUUGGGAUACACGCUUGAGCAAUACCAAGCACUGAUUGCAGAAUGUCUCAGAAUAUGCAAACCCGGCGGAUACAUUGAAGUGAUGGAGAUGGACAUGCGGAUAUACCACCAAAGGGCGCUAUCGUUGUCUGUUACCCAGCUGCUCAACAAUGAAGUGAUUAGUGCCAUUGAAUCCCAAUCUCUGGAUCCAAGACUAGCUCGAAGAUUGCAGGAUCUGGUCGUGGAAGAAAAAGUGAAAACACACAUUGAAGUAAAGUACAUCUCGCUACCCUUGGGCGUUUGGGGAGGUCGAUUAGGAGUGAUGUUUCGUGAUGAUAUACAUGCCUUGAUCGAGUCCUAUCAACCAGAAAUUGCUGAAGCAAGUCAAAAGCCUGCUCGAUCAGAGGCCGAACUGGAGUACAAGACGGAAUUGAUGGAUCAUGAAUUAGACUCGAACAGAGCAUUCAUGAAUCUUCAUUUGAUGGUGAUCCAAAAAGCCAUGAAUUAA